Molecule: messenger RNA, 1728 nt
Organism: Paramecium tetraurelia
Lineage: Eukaryota; Ciliophora; Oligohymenophorea; Peniculida; Parameciidae
Exons: 5
Biological process (GO): proteolysis
Molecular function (GO): metallocarboxypeptidase activity; zinc ion binding
Source: RefSeq, a predicted model, not a curated record
AUGGAAAAUUUGUUACCGACUGCAAAUCCAAUUCUUUAAACUCCGUUUGAAUUUACAAAACCUAAAUUUGAUUAUCCUGGCUAGAUUGGUCCCUUGCCUUAUUUUCAUAAUUAAUAUAAGCCUCCAAAAGAUGUUCUUAACUUCGAAUGCUGUGAUAUCGACUUUUUUUAAAGAGAAUAAACCUAGUUUAAGACAUUUCACGAAUUGCAUAACAAUUCAGCCUUGGUUUAUUAAAGAUUUGUUAUCUAAACUCCUAAAGGAUAGAAUUUUGCAUCUCCAAAAUACUCUGGAACUCAACUAUUUUCAAAAGGACCCAUUCAUUUUGACUCCAACUUCGAAUGUGGCAAUUUGUACACUGUACAUAGAGUUGCCAAUAAAAAAUAUAAUUUGAUCUUACAUAAUGAUACCCAAACAAAUGGUUGCACAAGAUGGUAUUUCUUCAGUGUAAGAACUCCAGAAAGAAUGAUGCUCCAAUUGAAUAUUAUCAAUUUGAGUAAAUCAGCAUCAUAUUUAAGUGUCAAUCCCUACAUCUACACUGCUCGUACUGGAUGGUAUAGAGGCGGAGAUAAUGUGUAAUAUUAUAAGAACAACUAUAAAAAAAAUCAAGACGCUAACUAUUAUACCUUAUCAUUUAGUUAUCUCUUUGAAAAAGAAGAUAUCACCUACUUUGCCUUGUAUCCACCCUAUGGAGUAACAAGUCUCCAAUCCUUCUUGAAACCUUUGUCGAACCUAUCUUUUUUUAAAUUGAAAUCAAUAACUAUCAAUCCAGGUAAUUAAUGCCCUGUGAUCACUAUGGGAGAUUCAUCUAAGCCUUUAAUAGUUAUACUGGCAAGGUAGCAUCCUUCAGAAGUGAUAACAUCGUAUGUGGUUGAAGCCAUCAUUUAAUAUUUAACAAUCUAAGACGGUCAAAAUCUAAGAGAGUAAUUCUGUUUCAAAAUUUUACCAUUGAUGAAUCCAGAUGGUGUUAUCCAUGGAAAUAGUACCACUACACUUUAGGGAAUAGAUAUCAACUAAAAAUGGCAUAAAGUUAAUAAAUUAAUCCCUAGUGCUCAGCAUGUAAAAGCAAUCUUAAAAAAAUCCGAAAAUUUACAUUUAGUUCUAGAUUUACAUUAAACAUUUAAUAAAUAUGGAAUAACUUUUGUUGGUAAGUGUGAUCAAGAUUAACCAUUUAUUGCAGCCAUUUCAUAAACUUGCCAAUACGUUAAUUUGAAUUAAAGUAAAUUUGGAAAAUCAACAAAAAUGGAAAAUACUCUUCCAUUCGCUUUAGGAACUAUUGUAAAAAUGGGUUGCAUAUUAUAAAUGAGAAUUUCAAAUCAAGAUGGGAAUGGUAAAGAUAUUCAAAUAAAGUCCCUUUAAUAGAUUGGCAUUGAUAUCUGCAAAGCUAUUGAUCUGACAACAACUCCUUAACUUAUCAAGGAAUUCCCAAAAUUCCAUUAAUAAAUGGAUAUUUCAGAUUCUGAAUCAUGUCACUCUUUUGAUGAAAAUACUUAAAAUAAAAAAAGAAUUAUUAAGAGAAAAUUAACAACCAUCAAUACAGGAAAUGAAAAUAAUCUAUCUAUUGCAACAACUACAACAACUAAAAAGUCAUUUCUUCCAUCAAAACUCAAACCUCUAUGCGAUUUAUCCUAGUACUAAACAUCAAAUAAAAAGCCAAUCCAAUCCUCCCAAUUUAAAACUAGAAUAAGAUCUUUUUCAACAAGAGCUCCUGAUUUCUAUCUAAAAAAUUGA